AUGUCGUAUAUGGACCGAUUCAAGCAGGCUGCCCGUAAGGCAGGUACCCAGGCUAGCAUGUAUGCACAGCGUGCACAGACGCAGCUGGAGACACAGGCUCGCAAUGUGCAAGCUGGAUUUACACUGCCUGCCGAAUGCCAGCGUGCCGCUAGCAUUUUGCAGGGAUUCCUGGCGGACCCAUCCAACCCUACGUCCGCCCUGAACUCCAUCCCGAAAGCUGUCCUCCUGCAGGCCAAGGGCCUGGCUGUUUUCACAGUCGUUAAAGCAGGUUUCGUGUGGUCAGGCAAGGCUGGUAGUGGUGUUGUGACGGCACGGCUGCCGGACGGCUCAUGGUCAGCACCCAGCUGUAUUAUGACUGGCGGUGUCGGGUUCGGCUUCCAAAUCGGCGCUGAUAUCACUGAGUUUGUGAUUGUGAUGAACAGUGAAGAGGCUGUGCGCUCCUUUGGCAUGUCGGGCAACCUAACGAUCGGAGGCAACUUGAGCACGUCGGUCGGUCCGAUCGGUACGGGUGCAGCUGUCUCCUCAGCCAUCGUGCAUGCCGCCCCGAUGUUCACGUAUAGCCGCAGCAAGGGCUUGUACGGUGGCGUGUCGUUAGAGGGCACCGUCCUUAUGGAACGCAAGGAUGCCAACGCACAGUUCUAUGGCCAGCCGAUUCCGGCCAUGGACUUGCUGACUGGCAAGGUGCCGGCGCCCGAGGCUGCGUCUGUCAUGUAUGAAGUGGUCGAGGCGGCGGAGCAGGUCGACGAAACGGGCCUGCCUGAACAGGCGUAUGUGCCCAGUCAGCAGUAUGGUCAGACAGCCCAAACGCUGUAUCCAGAACCGACUCACGCAGACACCGUCGCAGCGGCCACCGAACCGAAGACGGCAUCAGAGACUGGUGCAACUACCACGACAAAGACGGAGGCCGAGACCGAGCUCAAGACUUGA
This is a messenger RNA of Malassezia pachydermatis, 927 nucleotides long. RefSeq lists its product as hypothetical. The record is from RefSeq and is a predicted model, not a curated record. Gene Ontology annotation, molecular function: actin filament binding; phosphatidylinositol binding. The transcript is spliced from 4 exons. NCBI's taxonomy places the organism in Eukaryota, Fungi, Basidiomycota, Malasseziomycetes, Malasseziales, Malasseziaceae. Gene Ontology annotation, cellular component: actin cortical patch. Gene Ontology annotation, biological process: actin filament bundle assembly; actin cortical patch localization. The coding region runs from base 1 to 927 and encodes 308 amino acids.